AUGGACGGCCCGCCUCCUCCACCGCCGCCGCCUCAUGGUGCGAACCCCAGGACGACGGCAGACGGCGGGGCAGACGAUGGGCAAUAUCGAAAAGCGUCAGACUUGCCGGAGGGGCCUUAUGACAUUUUUAUUAUUCCUCCUCAUUCCUCGGGUUCCGGUUUCUUGUAUCUCCCUUCCUUGCAAUGCCACCGAAACAGCUUUCUAGCCGGUGUUGCGGCGACCUUGCUGGGUGUCGUUCUAUACAUAAACGUCUUGCCGGUUUUGAAAAACUGGUUUGCGACAGUGGUGCAGAGCGGGGGAAUGGGCGUUUUAAUGCUGGUUAUCGGUGUGGGCGUCGUUUGUUGGACCGUCGGAAGGACACAGAUAGAGGGCGUGCCGGCCAGUGGUAGCGGUAGCCCUCCGCGACCUCGCAAUCGCGACAGACACGGCUCGCCGGGCGCAGGCGGAGGUGGAGGUCCACGAGGACCACCUCCUGGAUCACCUCCAGGCGGUGGCCCUCCGCCUGACGGCCCCAAUCCAUCUGCAGGAGGUCACCAGUACCAGAAUUUCGGUGGUCAAUACUCUGGUGGGGGAUUUGGCGGCCCGUCACCUGGCGCAGGCCCUCGGUAUCCAGGAGGAGGAAGCCAGUACCAGGGUGGCCAAUUUCCUGGCGGCCACCAGUAUUAUGCGGACAAUCCAUUUCCUGGCGCCAACACAUCGUCAUCGCCGCCUCCUCGAUCUUCUUACCACCAGCCACCACCACGACCCCAACCUCCUCCUACCCCCCCUCAAGCAGAUCGACCGAGAGAAGCUCCUAAACCUCAUCGCGUUCCUACCCCGGAAUCGCCUCCACAACCUGCCCCGCCGCCGAAAACAGCACCAAAGCCCGAACCAGAACCGGCAAAACCUGAACCAAAAAGCGAACCAGCACCUGAACCCAAACCUCCAACACCACCAGAAGCCAAGCCAGCGCCCAAACCUGCACCGAAGCCUGAGCCUGAGCCUAAAUCCGAGCCUAUGCCGCAACCCAAGAAAGAACCCAAACUGGACCCAAAAAUGGCGCCUAAAUCAGACAGCAAGCAGGCACGGGAGAAACAAAAGGCUGAUUGGGAAAAGGCAAGGGAAGACAUGAGAAGAAAAGAGGAGGUUCGUAGAAAGAUGGAAGAGUUCCGUAAGAAACGCGCCGACGAGGAGAGACGUAAGCAAGAAGAGCAAGAGAGAAUCGCGCAAGAAGAGCAGCAGAAACGCGACAGAGAAGUGCGCGAGAAAGAAUAUAGCGAGUGGAAGGAAAAGAGAGCGAAAGAACGCGCUGAGAAAGAAGCAGCCGACAAGGAGGCGGCAGAGAAAGCUGCAAAGGACAAGGCGCGUCAGGAGGCGGCAGCCCGGUUCGCGGCGGCUCGUGAGGCAGCGAUAGCAAAACGGGCCGCAGAAAAAGCAGCUGCAGAAAAGGCCGGAAAAGCUCCAUCAGUGUUGUCCGCUAGGACUGAACCGAAGCCAUCUUCUCCUCAAAAGCCUUCCUCACCCCAGAAAACCGCGUUUUCUAGCGCAAGAACUACGGUAAACAACGACGACGCGUAUUCUUUUCGUCCAUACGAUCGUCCGAAGCCCGGGACGCCAAAGAAGUCGUGUGCAUCUUCAGUGUUUUCCGAUGCUUCACGGACGACCGCGCGAACGACGCCGCCACCAUCUCGACGGGGUCCAUACAUCACCAAAAAUCCUGACAAGGUCGUCAUCCACGGUGUGUAUUCGUUUAACAAUGCCUUUAUGAAAACCCCUGUGGCGCAGUUGGUGUCCGGCCGCGGCGUCGUCACGGAUGGUCUGGUUCUGCGUAUUACAACGGAAGGCAUGUUCGUCGACGACGACGUGCGCGGCGUCGCCCAGCGCGAAUGGGACAUCAAGGCCUGGACAAUGAAACUGGUAGAAGUCUGGUGUCCCUUGAUGGGAGCAAGUCCACCGCCCAACACGCGCUCGAGCGCGCCCACGCUCAACCCCUUUCGCAUAGUGGCUCAGGCGUCGAAGGCGAUCAGCAGCGAAGAUUCAGACGCGUAUCUAGCUUCCUUGCUCAAAAGCUGCAAGAACGAAUGUCGCCUUGAGGCGAGUCGCAGCGGGCAGAGUGCUGAUGGUGAGAGCACGCGAGGUCUUCAUGUGGUUCGGGCGAGUCUUCGAGAUCAGGAAGGGAAGAAGUAUGUGUUUGUGGUGCCGGAGACUGAGGCCUGGAAAGUUGCUGUUGGUUUGCAGCGGUUGCGUAAAGGAAGCCAGGUUCGUGCUCUGGGGAUCUGCGGGCUGCCUCUGAGCGAGACACACUCGAUCAUAUCUGGCUUGGGAUAUUGA
Messenger RNA from Ophidiomyces ophidiicola, 2310 nucleotides. RefSeq lists its product as uncharacterized. The coding region runs from base 1 to 2310 and encodes 769 amino acids. The transcript has a single exon. The record is from RefSeq and is a predicted model, not a curated record. Lineage: Eukaryota; Fungi; Ascomycota; Eurotiomycetes; Onygenales; Onygenaceae.